AGUUUAGAAGAAAAAGACAACCCUGCAUGCAUCUUCUUCGCUUGGUUUGUUUGGUGCGCUUUUUAACAAUAUUUCGAUAGUAGAACGUAUUUUUACCCGCCAAAGAUAGCACAAAACGAUGGCAGAAUACUUGGCCUCUAUCUUCGGUACCGAAAAAGACAAGGUCAACUGCUCGUUCUACUUUAAAAUCGGUGCCUGCCGACAUGGAGACCGAUGCUCGCGCAUCCACAACAAGCCAACGUUUUCGCAAACCUGCCUACUGCAGAACCUGUACGUAAACCCGCAGAAUUCGGCCAAAUCGGCCGACGGUAGCCAUCUGGUAGCGAACGUGUCGGAUGAAGAGAUGCAGGAGCACUAUGAUAAUUUCUUCGAGGACGUGUUUGUCGAGUGUGAAGACAAAUACGGUGAAAUCGAGGAGAUGAACGUGUGCGAUAAUCUGGGCGACCAUUUGGUGGGUAACGUGUAUAUAAAGUUUCGCCGCGAGGAGGACGCCGAGCGGGCGGCCAAGGAUCUAAACAAUCGCUGGUUCGGUGGACGGCCGGUGUACUCGGAAUUGUCGCCGGUUACUGAUUUCCGUGAGGCGUGCUGCAGACAGUACGAGAUGGGUGAAUGUACACGUUCGGGUUUCUGUAACUUUAUGCAUCUGAAACCAAUUUCUCGCGAGCUACGGCGCUAUUUGUACUCCAGGCGACGUGGACGUUCCCGGUCCCGGUCUCGAUCACCUCGCCGUGGUGGUGGUGGCGGUGGAGGAGGUGGUGGUGGUGGUGGUGGCGGCGGCGGCGGUAUUGGUGGUGGUCGUGAUCGUUCCCGUGAUCGUCGUCGAUCUCGCAGCAGAGAUAGAAAAAACGAUCGUAACGACAAUGGUCGCAAAGGACGAUACUGAAUAUGUCAAGCAAGCGAGAGUAAAGAUAGAAUGAGUUUUUUUUAAUUUUCUUCGUAUUCCUAAUUACUUUUGAACAGGAUGUAUGGAUUGAUUUAAAAUGCUGUAUGUUUGUAAUCGUAAUCAAUAAUCAUUAAAUACAUUUACAUCUGAAAAA
Molecule: messenger RNA, 1037 nt
Organism: Anopheles maculipalpis
Lineage: Eukaryota; Metazoa; Arthropoda; Insecta; Diptera; Culicidae
Gene: U2af38
Product: splicing factor U2af 38 kDa subunit
Exons: 2
Coding region: 119-883 (254 amino acids)
Biological process (GO): mRNA splicing, via spliceosome
Cellular component (GO): U2AF complex; spliceosomal complex
Molecular function (GO): pre-mRNA 3'-splice site binding; metal ion binding
Source: RefSeq, a predicted model, not a curated record